Molecule: messenger RNA, 969 nt
Organism: Humulus lupulus (European hop)
Lineage: Eukaryota; Viridiplantae; Streptophyta; Magnoliopsida; Rosales; Cannabaceae
Exons: 1
Coding region: 1-969 (322 amino acids)
Source: RefSeq, a predicted model, not a curated record
AUGCAUGAGUCCUCACCUCUCAACAAACCAUCGGCUCCAAAACGUAAGCCCAAGGACACUCAGUUUGCACCCUCUCCUAAAAAGUCCAAGCUUACCUCUAGUUCUAAGGAUUCUGUGUUGCUUGUUGAUCCAUCAUCUAUUCAAUACUUUGUUGAUGCUACCAAGGCCUCGCAUUAUCAGCGGUGGUUUGUUGUGCGAGACGUGUGGCCUGAGUAUACUGUUGUUUUAGAGGAUUUUCCUGAGUUAGUUGAACUUUUACAGUCUAGACAAUGGGUUAAUACCGUGUCUAAAUUGGUGUCUCCUCAUCCCAGUCUCAUUAGGGAAUUUUAUGCUAAUUUAGAUAAGUCAGUUAUCGAUGGGAAAAAUGAGGAUUGUCUUACUGCAUUUGUAAGGGGUAAUUGUAUCAAAUUUGCACCGUCCACAAUAUCUCGUGCACUAAAGGUUCCAAAAGUUCUUAAACCUGAAUAUAAUAAAUCAUACCGUCCAGAUCAAUCUACCAUGGGUCAUGUUUUAACUGGCCAGCCUGAUUAUGUGUGGGGGAAUCAUGAGAUUCCUGUGACUAAAUUGACUCCUUUCUAUCGGGUUCUUCAUCGUGUGGCUCUGUAUAAUUGGUUUCCCAAUUCUCACCUUUCAUCUAUUACCCUUGAGAUUGGGAAGUUUUUAUAUGCUGUGGGUACUGGCGUGUCUAUUGAUUUGGCUACUCUCAUUUAUGAUCGCAUUGUUGAUGUCGCCUCCUCUACCAGUACUCGUAACAAGUUUCCCUUUCCGAGCCUGAUUCAGCAGCUUAUUCAGCCUGCUAAACCACCGCUGACCACUCAUGACUUCCAGGUUCCCAAUCCUAUUUUGUGUAAAGGAUUUCUGGCUACUCUCAACAAGAAGGUCUCCUCCACUACUCCUUCUUCUUCGCAGUCAUCUACGCUCAAACCUCCUAUGUUUAAAGGUCUGUCGGAUUCUAGUUGGCAAGUCUAG